UAUACGCACCAGAGCUGUUUUGGACAGAGAAACUAGUCUUCGUUAUUGGUUGACUGUUAUUGCUCAGGACAGAGGAGCUGUUCCAUUGACUUCUCGGCUAGACGUGUAUGUCGAAGUUGAAGAUGAAAAUGACAACACACCAUUGACUUUCGAGCCAGCGUACUAUCCAAACAUUCCAGAAAAUUCCCCAGAAGGCACUACCGUGGUCAAGAUGGACGCUUUCGAUCUGGACGUUAAUCCCGAUCAAAGGAUUUCCUUCCAUAUUACCGCCGGAGAUCCUCAAGGCUACUUUGCGCUCGACUCUACCACUGGUUUAAUUACUACUACAUCCCGUCUUUUAGACAGAGAAACACAAGCGGAGCAUGUCUUGGAGAUUACUGUUACUGACAACGGAGAUCCUCCACUCUCUUCAACAACUCGAAUUGUAGUUAAUGUGCUGGAUGUCAAUGAUCAUGCACCUACAUUUUUCCAGAGACUUCAGAGAUGCUACAUUCCACAGAUGUCUAAACAAGGACCAACUCUUUGUCAGGUUCUAGCUUCCGACGAGGAUUCAGGUCCCAACGGUGAUAUUUCAUAUGUGUUAUCUGAAGGCUCAAGUGGUCAUUUAUUUCGCAUCCAUCCGAAGACGGGAGUAAUAUAUAGCCAAGCUGCACUAAAAGGAGGACAGCAAUAUGAACUUCUGGUUACGGCGUCUGAUGGAGGGAAACCAUCUCUAAGUUCUAAUUCAAGAGUCAUCUUAGAAGUUAUAUCCGUUCCUGGUAGCAGUAAAAGUCCUCCUGUGAUACAUCCAAUGGAAUCUCAAACAUUAGUUGUUUCAGAGAGUGAGCAUGUAGGAAAUUUAGUAGCUAUGGUCCAGGCUGAAGAUCCAGAUGGUGAUACUAUAUGGUAUUCUUUAGCAGGUGGUAAUGUUGGGGACAUGUUUAUGAUUCAGUCAAAAGGCGGUGCUGUGCUACUCGCUCGAAAACUGAAAUGGGAAGCUCAUCCAUUUUAUAAUCUCAGUAUAAGUGUUACAGAUGGAGUAUACACUGUUUUCAGUUACCUUUGCAUAAAAGUCAUGAGCAUUAAUAACUAUAUGCCUGAAUUUUUGGAACACACCUAUAAGGUUGAAAUACCAGAGAACAGCCCUGUAGAUACUGAGAUUUUGAAGCUUGAGGCUUUUGACAGAGAUCAAGACAAACGUUUACUUUAUACCAUACAUAACAGUGCCAGUCCUUACAGUAUUUCAAAGUUCCGACUUGAUUCAAGGACAGGUAUACUAUCCAUUGCCCAGCCUCUGGAUCACGAAACAGCCCAACGCCAUAUUCUUACUGUUGCAGUCAUGGAUAGUGGAACACCUUCAAAACGUUGUUUCACAAGACUAGAAGUAAAUGUUUAUGAUCACAAUGAUCAUUCGCCUCAGUUCCUAACAAGCAUGUUUGAAGGUCAAGUAUUCGAGACAGCUGCUAUAGGGACUUCAGUUUUACAGGUUAUUGCCGUAGACAGAGAUAAAGGGAAAAAUGCCCAACUUAGCUAUUCAGUUGUAUCCGGAAAUGUUGGUGGAGCCUUUGCAAUUCAUCCAACUCUUGGCAUCAUUCAAGUUGCACAAAAUUUAGAUCGAAAUUCAAUGUCAGAGUACUUUCUUAGUGUCAGAGCAACGGAUAAUGGUGAUGCACCUCUGAAUGGAAGUGUGAAUGUUCAUAUCAUCAUUACAAUUGCUGAUAAUGCUCCUCCAAAAUUCGAGAAGUCGGCGUACGUUGUAGAAUUGUUUGAAAAUGGUAGGAAUGAAAUAAAAGUUGUUGGGGUGUCAGCAACUUGUAGAUCAUCUGUUUAUUAUGAAAUUGUUGCAGGAAAUGUGGAUGAUCACUUUACAAUAAAUCCUACGUCUGGUGUUAUUCAUACUACCAAAUCACUUGACUAUGAGACGAAUGUGUUUUACAAUUUGACUGUGCGGGCCACAAAUAUGGUUGGAACAAAUGCAGAGACCAUGGUUCUUGUUCACGUACUUGACCGUAAUGAUAACCAUCCCUAUUUCUUAGAAGCUGAAAUGAUCGGCCUUGUUAGUGAAGCGAUGGAUGCGGACAGUAUAGUGCUCAAUGAAUCCAAUUUGCCUUUAGUAGUAGCUGCCGUAGACAAAGAUUCCGAACUCAAUGCAGUUUUGUUUUAUAAAAUAGUAGAAAAGUCAGCUAAUUUAUACUUUAGAAUCGAUUCAAGUACUGGUGCAAUCAGCACAUCACAAGUUUUAGACCACGAAAAGUUUUCCAACUAUACUUUCACUGUACAGGUGACUGAUAUGGGGAAACCACGACUUAGUGCUGUAGUUCCAGCAACUGUAACUAUAUUUAUAACUGAUAUCAAUGACUGCCCUCCUCAGUUUGAACAUCCAUCAUAUGCAGCUACUCUGUUAUUACCUACACAUCAAGGAGUUGUUAUUACUUCUGUGAAAGCAACAGAUCCUGAUACUGUAGCUAGUACCUCUAUCAAAUACAAUAUUGUUUCUGGAAAUUUUGGUGAAAAAUUCGCUAUUGAUGAAGAUAGCGGUGAAAUUAUUGUUCGAAAUCCUGAAGAUAUGAAUGAGGAGUAUCAGCUUGUUGUGUCUGCAAGUGACAGCGAAUAUGAAGCUAGUUCUAAAGUAUCGAUUAAAGUUAAAGAGUCUCGAGCAGGCUCUUUGCGAUUCAGCAAAUCUAAAUAUACAGCUAAAGUGGAAGAAAAUUCCAAUAAAAUUAUAACAGUAGCUGUCAUAUCAGUUAUAGGUACAGCCCUCAAUGAACAUUUAACUUUUAAAAUCUUAAAUCCUUCUGAAAUGUUUGAAAUUGGAACGACUUCUGGCGUAGUUAGAACUAAAGGCAUUCCUUUUGACAGAGAACAGCAGAAUUUCUAUACACUCGUUGUAGAAGUAAAAAGUGAGAUAACUUCCCCUCCUCAAACAGCCCAUAUUUUAGUUGAAGUCACUGUCACAGAUGUUAAUGAUAACCCACCCAUUUUUGUGAAUUUACCAUAUUAUUCAGUGGUUCCUAUGGAAGCACAGCAAGGAUACAUCGUUCGAAAGGUGCAUGCAAUUGAUCUAGAUUUAGGACAGAACAGUAAAGUUCACUACGAGUUAGUUGAAGGUGAUAAUAAAACGUUCAAAGUGGACCCAAGGUCUGGAGAAAUCAUUCUUUUAAAGCCAGUUGGAUCUCAGAACCUUGAUCAUGAAAUAGUUGUUGCAGCAGUUGAUGGAGGUAAUCCACCAUUAAGAACUACAGUUGACGUUCCAAUUCGUCUGAUUAACAGAGAUAUGCCGGUAUUUCCAAAGCAGUAUUAUAAUAUAUCUGUUGCAGAAUCGUUGCUUUCAAAGUCAGCUGUCCUUACAGUUUUAGCUGACAGUCCAGAAGGAAGGCAACUAAUUUAUAGUAUAGUUGAUGGAAACGUCCAUGAAGAUUUUGGUGUGAAUUUUACUACUGACCCUGGUAAUAGCAAUGGGCCAUGUAUAAUAUAUGUGGUUGAAGAGCUGGAUUAUGAAACAACACAACAAUACCAUCUCACUAUACGUGCAACUGAUUCUGUCUCAGGAGCAUAUGCUGAUGUUGCUGUUCAUAUAAGUAUUGAAGAUGUAAAUGAUAAUCCACCAGUGUUUGAAAAAUCAUCUUAUUCUGCUUCUGUAUCAGAGGCUGUGCCUUUUGGAACAUCUAUACUUCGAGUUAAUGCAACAGACCGCGAUUCUGGAAACAACCAAAGAGUUCAGUACUUUAUCAUAGGAAAUGCAACAACAUUCUUCCAUGUUGAAUCAACAGAAGGCAUUGUAUUUAUCAAACAGUCACUGGAUAGAGAACGCCAGGAUUCACAUGAUUUUCUGCUUAUGGCAACAGACAGUGGUUCACCAGGGCUGAGUGCUACUACUACAGUCCAUAUACAAGUAGUUGAUAUGAAUGAUAACCCUCCAAAAUUUGAGCAUUAUGAUUAUGACUGUAUGAUUAGUGAAAAUGCUCAAAGAGGACAGUUUGUUACUAGAGUUAUUGCAUCAGAUCCAGAUGAAUCAGAUCAGUCAAAAUUAAUAUAUUCAAUUGUUGGUGGUAAUGAGCAACAAGCAUUUGCUAUCAAUUCUCAGUCUGGUAUUAUCACUCUUUCAAAUUUACACCAAUUCAGUAAUCAGUCUGUGUACAUAUUAAAUGUUUCUGUUACUGAUGGCGUUUAUUCUGGAUAUGCAAGAGUAAAGGUCAGCAUUCUAGGUGAAAAUAGCAAUUCCCCUAUUUUCACUCGCACUGUUUAUGAAGUAGCAAUACGGGAAAAUUUACCCCCUGGUGCCUUAGUGACUACUGUUAAAGCUGCAGAUAUUGACCGAGGAGAAUAUGGGAAAAUUACCUAUAGUAUUGAAAGUCAAGUUUAUGAUAAAAUAUUUAUGAUUGAUCCUGAGACAGGUGUCCUUUAUGCUCGUAUUAGUUUUGACAGAGAGAAACAUAGACUGUAUGAAGUACCAAUUGCAGCUUUUGAUGGAGGUGGGAGACCUGGCUAUUCUACUGUUCGUAUCUCUGUAACCAAUGAUAAUGAUAACGCUCCACUCUUUACAGUUUCUGAAUAUAGAGCUUACGUAUAUGAGAAUACUACUGUGGGAACAACAGUGCUACAGGUGCAUGCAGUAGAUGAAGAUGAUGAUAUUCACGCUGCUUCAAUUGAAUACAGUAUAUACUCAAAUAAUGCAUCAACAAUUACUGACUUUUUUGGAAUUUCCAAAGAUCUAGGUGAAGUUUAUUUAAAAAAGAGUGUUUCUCAACUUGUCAAUCAAGCUUUUCAGUUUUUUGUGAGAGCCCGAGACAGAGGUAUUCCACCUCAAGAAAAUGAAGUGCCAGUAAAUGUUAUAGUUGUCCCAAGUAAUGUUGUUUUACCAAAAUUCGAGCAGCAGCAUUAUGAAUUUUUCAUAUCAGAGAAAUCAUCAAUUGGAACUGUAGUAUCAACUCUGAAUGCUAGUAGUGCUGAACCUAUACAUUAUGGAUUUGUCACUGCACCAAUAGAUUCUAUAGUAGAAUUGCACCAGUCUGUGUUUAGUAUCUCAGAUGAUGGAAAAAUUAUAUUGAAUUCUGCUUUAGACAGGGAAUCAACAGCAACAUACCAGCUUGUUGUAAAAGCUGAAACUAGUCUAAGUCCUCCACUUAUCGCUUAUUGUGAUAUUACAAUAAAUGUAAUGGAUGAAAAUGAUAAUCGUCCCAUUUUUGAAUCCAAUCCAUAUUUAAUGACAUUGGCUGAAAAUAUUGGAAAAGGUUCAAGUAUUUUGAAAGUUGUAGCAAAGGAUGCAGAUUCUGGUUCAAACAGUGAGGUGGUAUAUUCGUUUGGAUCUGAUGUCGGCAAUGCUGCAAAUGUGUUUCGAUUAGAUCCCUCAACAGGCUGGAUUACUACACUUGCUUCUCUGGAUUAUGAAACUCUCUCAUGGUAUAACUUUAGCAUUGUAGCUAAAGACAAAGGUCAUCCUCAACAUUCUUCAGUAACAACAGUCAUGCUUCGAAUUCAAGACUAUAACGAUAAUCCGCCAGAAUUUGAAAGACAACACUAUGAUGCUGCAAUAUAUGAACAUGCAGUUCCUGGUACUGUAAUUGUUACUUUAGAAAUUAGGGAUGCUGAUUUUGAGCCAAGCAAAAAUGACUUUUAUAUUAUUAAAGGGAAUCAAAAAGACCAAUUCAAUGUCAGGCAAAAUGGUGAAAUAUUUGUUCAUAAACCAUUAGAUAGGGAAACGACUGCAAAUUAUCUGCUGGAAGUGCUUGUAACAGAUGGUCUUUUUGUUUCCAAGACGAGUGUGGCUAUUGAUGUUCUAGAUACAAAUGACAAUCCUCCAGUAUGUCUGAAGUCAAAAUAUAUUGAAAAGAUAUCUGAGGCUAUUCCUCCAUAUUCUUACAUACUUACUGUGGAAGCUUCAGAUGCAGAUGAUGGGAAAAAUGCUUUGCAGUUGUACAGUCUUACUGGAGCUGGAGCUACUGAUUUUGUGAUUGAUUCUGCUACAGGUAUUAUUAAAACAGUCAAAAACCUAGAUAGAGAGCAGCAAUCACGCUAUUUUUUGAAAUCUCAUGUCCAGGAUAAAGGCCAUCUGGAGUGGACAUGUACUAGUUUAAUUGAAAUCCAUCUGGAAGAUGUGAAUGAUAAUGCACCUCAGUUCACACAGCCAAUUUUUACUGUUGCUGUUGCAGAAGAUGUACCUGUUGGCUCACUCAUUAGCAAAAUUCAUGCUGUUGAUAAAGAUUUAGGUGCAAGCAGAAAGAUUAGUUAUUCCUUUGUGAGCAAUCCUCUUGGACAGUUUGAAAUCAACAGCAAAACAGGAAUUGUUCGUCUAAAAAGAUCACUUGAUCGGGAAACAGAAUCGGAGUAUAAUUUAACUGUUCAAGCAACUGAUCAUGGAAUACCUCCAUUAUCAUCUACGGUUUUGCUUAGCAUUUCUGUUCUUGAUGUGAAUGAUAAUCCUCCUGAAUUCAUGAACAAAAUGAUGUAUGCUACUGUGUCUGAAUCUGUGCCUGUUGGCACAGGAAUCAUUGUUGUUCAUGCUACUAGUGAAGACAUUGGAAUUAAUGCCGAGAUAUCAUAUUCUAUUAUUGGAGGAGAUGAACAAGGAGUUUUUGAAAUAUCAGCGGUCACCGGUCAAGUAAAAUUGGUAAAAUCACUAGAUUAUGAAUUUGUGCGAGAUUACUUUUUAACUGUCCAGGCUGUUGAUGGAGGGACACCUCCCCUGAGCAAUCAAGCUGUAGUGAAUAUCACUGUGACUGAUGCUAAUGAUAAUGCCCCAGUCUUUAGUCAACCAUCUUAUCGUGCAAUUAUCAGGGAGGAUGCUGUAGUUGGCAGUCAAGUAAUUCAAGUUCUUGCAAAUGAUGCAGAUAGUGCUCCAAAUGCCCAACUUUCAUUUUCACUAAUUAGUGGAGAUGAUAAUAAACACUUUGCUAUAGACAGUAGCAGUGGUUAUAUAAAGGUAGCAAAAACUCUUGAUAGAGAAAUGAUACCAAACUAUGUACUUCAAGUAUUAUGUUCUGAUAGUGGAAUUCCUCAGUUGUCAUCUACAGCUUAUGUCAAUAUUGAUGUAUCUGAUGUUAAUGACAAUGCCCCAAUGUUUUCACAGAGCAAUUAUACUGCCAUCAUACAGGAAGGAAGACCACUUGGCUACACAGUUCUUAAAUUUACAAUUAUUGAUGCUGAUGCUCCACCAAACACUGGCCCAUUUUUAUUAGAAAUUUUGUCUGGUAAUGAAGAUGGUGCUUUUAGAUUAGUUCAACAAGAUGCAUCUCUGCGCACAGCUAUAAAAUUUAAUCACAAGAAAAAAGAUAAAUAUGUUCUGCAAUUAAAAGUUUCAGAUAAUGGCGAUCCACCAUUAUCUACUGAUUCUUGGGUUACUGCACUAAUUAUUGAGGAGAGUCAGUUUCCUCCUAUCAUAUCACCCCUUGAAGUUGUGAUAAAUUCCUUUCGAGAUGAAUUUCCUGGUGGAGUUAUGGGUCGUAUUCAUGCAACUGAUGGUGAUCCAUAUGAUAAAUUGCAUUAUGAAGUUGUAUCUCCCUUUAAAGAACUCUUUUCAGUUGACAGAGAAGACGGAACUUUAGUUGCUCUGCCAGGACUUGAUGUAGGCUCAUAUAAUGUUAAUGUUAGUGUGACAGAUGGAAAGUUCACAAGUUAUGGAGUUAUUUUAGUUGAAGUUAACAUGGUUAGUGAAGAAGCUGUGAAAAACAGUGUUGGCAUGAGGUUAAAGGGCAUUACUCCAGAAGAUUUCAUUUUAAGCCAUCGUAAGAAUUUUCUACAUGGUUUACGCAGUGCCUUAAAUAUUCGAACCAAAGAUAUAGAUAUUUUAAGCAUUCAGCCGGCAGAAGCAGUGACAACUAAAGAAAAGCGAGAUACCAACCGUGACCUUGAUGUUUUGUUCGCAGUUCGGAAAAGUCCUCAUGUUUAUUACCCUGCAAAACAGCUACUGACUAAAAUUAAGGAAAAACAAACAUUAUUUGAAACUGCCUCUAAUCUGAAAGUUGUCAAGAUAAUAAAAGAUAGAUGCACUACAGAUUAUUGUGUCCAUGGAGAAUGUGUUGAUCGAAUUGUUCUAGAUGAAACUUAUGUUGUCAGUAUUACCACAGAGUCUUUGGGCUAUGUUUCACCCCAACAUGUUCGCAAACUGGAAUGCGUUUGUAACUCUGGUUAUGGUGGUACACACUGUGAUAUUGUAAUUAACGAAUGUGCCCGUAACCCAUGUUCCUCACAUCAUGUAUGCUUUCCACAUCCAUCAGAUUUGGGUUAUAUUUGCCAGUGUCCUCCUGGGAAAACAGGGCCAUUAUGUGAUCGAGAUAAAACUAAGAUAUGUAGAGGAAGUACAUGCUAUGAAGAAAAGAAUCCUAUUUCAUACAAUGGGAAAAGUUAUGCUCGUUAUUCCUUAACUAAUCCUCUUGAGAGACAUCUCAGCAUUGCAGUCAGUGUUCGAACGGUACAAGCUACUGGUAACUUGAUGUAUGCUGCUGGAAUAAGAGAUUAUAGUAUUUUAGAGAUUGUAAAUGGUUAUGUGCAGUAUCGUUUUGAUUGUGGCAGUGGGGAAGGCCUGGUACGUGUUGAACACCCACAAGUUAAUGAUGGUUUAUGGCAUGAUAUCUGUGUUGAAAGGCGAGGCAAUGCUGCUGAAGUAAUAGUGGAUAAAGUCCAUCGCACAUCAGGAAAUGCCCCUGGAGUUCAUGAUAUUUUGAAUUUAGAUGGCAAUGAUAUUUAUUUUGGAGCUGAAGUUCGUCACCACCCAGCUGUAUUUGGAUAUGAAGAUAUUCGAAUGGGAUUUGUUGGCUGUAUGGAUGAUAUAAGAAUAGAUGGUGUAUCUUUACCCUUGCAUGUAGCAGGAAGAAAUAAUGUUGUAACUCUGAGGAGAUUUGCUAAUGUGCAAUUUCAGUGUGCUGUUCUUUUUGAUCCUGGAGUCUGUGGAAGUCAACCAUGUGCCAAUGGCGGUGCUUGUAAUGCAACAGGAAAUGCCUUCACAUGUCAGUGCCUCGCUCGAUUUUUGGGUCCGCGUUGUGAAAUUGAUACAAACCCCUGUGCCUCCAACCCGUGCCUUAAUGGUGCAACUUGCCAUAAUGUGAAUAACAGCUUUCGAUGUGACUGUCCUGAAGGCCUUAGUGGGAAGCGCUGUGGUUAUGGUCGGUACUGUAAUAAUCCAUGUCAUAAUGGGGGUGUUUGUGAAGAAGGAACAUAUGGACCCCUUUGCAAAUGUCGAGGGUUUUAUGGUGACAUCUGUCAGUAUGAUGUAAAUGAAUGCCAAGCUAACCCAUGUGCUAAUGGUGCAACAUGCCACAAUGUACCAGGAUCGUUUCACUGUCAAUGCUCGCUGAAUGUUACUGGUGCCCUCUGUACUGAUCUUCUUUACACUAAUUCAAUAACUUCUACCAGAUGGAAUACUACCAUAGAAGAAAUAAUUGGUAUUGCUGUUGUUGUAAUUUUUAUAAUGCUUCUGGCUGUGAUACUUGCUUGUUGCUGGAGAAUACGACAUAAGAGACGACAAAGGAGGCCAAGUCUGCAGCUUGGAGAUGAUCCAGGAGCCAAUGAGUUCAUGCUAAAAAAUGCUAUUAUAGAGAAGGAUAAUGUAAAGCGUGUGAGCAAGAUAAGUAAUCUGGAUGCCACAUUUACUACACCACCUCUGCCUCCUCGUCCUGCAUCAUAUACUCCUAGUACACAGGAAUCACUGAGUGCACUUGCAAAAUUUGAUACCGUUCGCAAUUAUGGCAGUGCUGCUGAGGAUCUUGAAAGCAACUCACCACGGUAUGGGGGCCAAAUGUUCCAACACAUUAGUACUCAUAAGAGCUCUCAUGUUAGUGUCCCACCAUCCCUCACCCCUCCUCCACCGUCCAGUUCUGAUUCUGAUUCCCUCCUGAAAGACGGGUGGGAAACUGAUAUGAAUUCUUCAAAGGAAAAAAUCUAUGAAGAUAAAAUACAAAAUAACCUCAAUCCUGUUGUUGUAAAUUUACCAGAUGAAAUGGAGAAAUGCCAAAAAACUUCUACAGUUACACCAUUUGAUUCAGUAGUUGACACUUCUGGAAAUGAAAAUAAUUUUGACAAUAAACAGACCACCCCACCCCCACCACCUAGAGAUGCCUCAGUGCAGGGGUAUCAUUGGGACAUAUCUGACUGGGCCACUCCAGAAAAAAGUGUGAAUAACAAUUUCACAGAUGAAUCUCCAACUGAAGGCCAAGAUUCAUCAAGCGUUCAGAGUACGGAUUCUAACAGUUUCAUCAGUCAGAUUGAACUGGUGCCUGACAGAGGUGGAGAAUUAUGCCAAAAACGUGACCAAAAUAUUCCUAGCUUAGUCUUAUCACCAUCAAGACAUAAAAUAGAAGCCAAUUCUAAAUUAAACAACACUAAUUGCCAAGUUGGAGAGUCUACCAAGUUCCUGAAAAAAGAUGGCUCUCCACCACCAUGUUAUGAGAAACGAGGAAAUGGUUGGGCAGAAUUUUCUGAUGAUGAGGUCGAUACAUACGGCUUCCCUAAAAGAGGGGGUCGUGGCUUUAGAGUGGCACUGGAAAGUGGUGACUAUGGUGCUGUGAACAGAGACUCAGAAAAUAUUUUCUUAGAUGGACUAGAUUCUGACAAUGCUUCCGUGUCAGAUGCAUCUGUGAAAGUUUGUGAACUAGAGGAUAGCGAAGCAGAUGUCUGUGAUGUUGAAGCAUUACCUCCACCAAAGAACUAUGCUUCUGUACCAUCAUUUGUGUGAUAAGGCAAUUAAUUCAGUAUUUAAAUGAUAAUAUGUUAAACGUAUUUUUACGUGAAAAUGCUGCAAUAUAGAAGAAACAGACUAGCUCAUAAUUAUGAAAUAUAUUGAAAACUGUAUCUGGCCACUUAAAUAUUAGGCUCUUUAAUUUUUUAUAAUUUUGAUUCAUCAUUGUUUUAUAUGUCCGUUUUCACUACAGCUGAUUUUCUUGCUUGCAUUUUUCUUGAAAUUGCCAUGCUCUAAAAUGUUAAAGACUUUGGAACUCACUGAAAUACAUUUUGAAUCAUUGUUUUAUGUUUUGUGAUCCUUAAAAACUUGUAAAUUUAUUUAAAAUUUAAUUGUUAACUGAAAUUAUUCAGCUAUUCCUUUGCCUGGGAAGUGUUGACUUUUGUUGUUCAUGCUGAAGACAUACUACUAUGCCUAGAAAGGAUAUACAUGCAAAUUGUAUACUCUUUGAGAAUCUUUUGUCAUAUUUAUUAUAUUUAUUUGCUUAAUAUGUUAAUAUAUUCUGACAUUUUAACAUAAAAUUUGGAAAACAAAGGGAGAAAUACUUAGUUUUUAUGUUAUUAUCUUACAUUUUAUUCAUGCUAAUGCAGAAAAGUGGCCUUUUAUGGUUAAAAACAGUAAUACAAGCGAAUUUAUCUUGAAAUACAUCUUUAUCAAACUAUAUUAGGGUCCAAGAAAUAAGAGAAGAAAUGAGUAAGCCUGGUGCCUGUAUAACUUGUUGCUGUUAAGUUUAGGUAAAAGGUAAAAAAUGUACUACUAUGAUCCAGUGAUGAUGAUGAUGAUGAUGAUGAUAAUGUAGCUGUUGGAACUGACUGUGAUAAUUUUGGCAGCUACAGUGCCUACCAUUUCGGGCUAUUAUUUGGUAAAGCCCAUCAAUGAAAAAUUUAAACCUCAGGUGUCCAAGUCCAGCCAUUUUUAUACAUAUAAUUUUAAAAUCAGACUGAAACUUUGUGAAAUGAUCAAUGUUUUAAAUGUCAACUUUAUGUGAAAGAUUUGAAAAAUUUUGUUUCUUUAGCAAUUUUGUGAUACAUUUUUAUACAAUUGCUUAUACUUAAGUAAUUUCCUUGGAUUCUGCUAAAAAAAUUAAAAAUAGAAUUUUAGAUGUCUCAACACAUAUCCCCUGUUGCAUGAAAGGGGUGUGAAAGUAUUUAUCUAAAUAUCGUAUCUAUCCCUUAUAUAUAUCUAUAUAUUUCUAUAUAUAUAGAUAUAUAUAAUAUCUAAUAUAUACACAUAUGGUGCUAUGUUUAUAUUGCCAUGGUCCUAGUAAAUGAGUCAUUUGACUGUAUUGCAUUUAUUAGUUAAUGGUCUGUAGAUGCUGUUGUAUAUAAAAUUCCUUGUAAUAAAAUAUUACUUGUAUUGAA
Stegodyphus dumicola is the source of this 12009-nucleotide messenger RNA. RefSeq names its product fat-like cadherin-related tumor suppressor homolog. Gene Ontology annotation, biological process: homophilic cell-cell adhesion. Gene Ontology annotation, cellular component: plasma membrane. NCBI's taxonomy places the organism in Eukaryota, Metazoa, Arthropoda, Arachnida, Araneae, Eresidae. The record is from RefSeq and is a predicted model, not a curated record. Gene Ontology annotation, molecular function: calcium ion binding.